Messenger RNA from Pyrus x bretschneideri (Chinese white pear), 1581 nucleotides. RefSeq lists its product as uncharacterized. NCBI's taxonomy places the organism in Eukaryota, Viridiplantae, Streptophyta, Magnoliopsida, Rosales, Rosaceae. The transcript has 3 exons. The record is from RefSeq and is a predicted model, not a curated record. The annotation marks the transcript as partial.
AAGUCCAGUUUGCUACAUCAUAUACCCAAGUUCCAUGGGUUAUCAAUGGAGGACCCUAAUAAGCAUUUGAAGGAGUUUGAAGUCGUAUGCUCAAGUAUGACACCGGUGAACGUGGAUAGCAACAUAUUGAAGAUGAAGGCUUUUCCUUUUUCUUUGUUGGAAAAGGCCAAGGAUUGGUUGUACGAGUUGGCUCCUGGCACUGUCACAUCAUGGGAAAGUAUGAAGCGAGCUUUCUUAGAGAAGUUCUUUCCAACAUCACGAAUCAUUCUUCUUCGCAAGAAGAUUAGUGGAAUUCAGCAAAACCAAGGUGAAUCUUUCCUAACUUAUUAUGAACGUUUUAAAACCCUUGUUGCUUCAUGUCCACAGCACCAAUUGAAGGAGGAGCUUCUUCUUCAAUAUUUCUACGAAGGGCUCUUACCAAUUGAACGUCAAAUGUUGGAUGCAUCCGCGGGAGGAGCUCUAGUGGAUAAGACACCCAUGGAUGCCAAAAUGCUCAUUGCUAAUCGCGCACUCAACGCACAACAAUAUGAAGGAGUUGGGCAAAGAGAUGCCCCACGGCCACAUCAUGUCAAUGAGGUAAGUUCUAUUUCUGAGUUACAAUCCCAAAUGGCUAACCUUACGUCCAUGUUGUCACAGUUUGUUGAAGGCCCCAAACCGCAAGGAACUACAAUGUGUGGUGUAUGUUCCAUUCAAGGACACCAAUCUGAUCAAUGCCCUCAAUUAAUUGAAAAUAUCAAUCCAAAGGGUGGUUUUGAAUCUGCAAAAGCCAUCAUUUUACGAAGUGGAAAAGAAGAGGGAAGCAAAGCACAUGCAUCUGCCCCAAACAAGGAAGAUGAGAAUAAUGUUGUUUCAAAUGUUGUGAUUUCAAACACUAAUCUGCCCAAUGUUCCUUUUCCUCACAGAUUUGCACAAUCAAAGAAGGAAGAAGGCGAAAAGGACAUUUUGGAGACCUUUCGCAAAGUUCAAGUAAACAUUCCUUUACUUGAUGCUAUUAAGCAAGUACCCAGGUAUGCAAAGUUUUUAAAAGAGUUAUGCACAACUAGGAAAAGAAUUUCAAACAAAGAAGUUGUGAAAGUAAGUGAAAAUGUGUCCGCGGUCUUGCAACGCAAGUUACCUCCAAAGUGUAAGGAUCCAGGGAGUUUUACUAUCCCAUGCAUAAUUGGAAACACUAGAUUUGAACAAUGCAUGUUAGAUUUAGGUGCAUCCAUCAAUGUAAUGCCAUAUUCCAUUUAUGCAUCAAUGAACCUUGGUGAGUUAAAACAAGAUGGCGUUAUAAUUCAAUUGGCCGAUCGUUCUAACGCUUAUCCCAAGGGAGUCCUUGAGGAUGUUUUAGUGCAGGUCAAUCACCUUAUUUUCCCCGCAGAUUUCUAUGUUUUAGACAUGGAGGAUUCAAGCCAUGCUCCAUCAUUGCCAAUCUUGCUAGGCCGUCCCUUCAUGAAAACAGCAAGAACAAAGAUUGAUGUGUAUACAGGAACAUUGACCAUGGAGUUUGAUGGGGACAUUAUUCAUUUUAAUCUUUCUGAAACCAUUAAACAUCCAAUUGAGGACCAUUCUUGUUUUGCUAUUGACAUUGUUGAUUCU